CAAACCUCACUGAUGACGUAUGGGGUCGGUGGGUUUUGUGCGCCAAGGUGCAGAUGUUAGCAGUUUGAAUAGAGGGAAGAAUAAGGUGGUGGAGGUCUGCUUUUCAAGACGAAGCACUUGACGUGGUAUUAAAGGCAGCACUUCUGAUAAAAUGGCGAGUUCUGGAGAUAUCCAAGUGAAAGAGCUGAAUAAGCGUGCAUCGGGUCAAGCGUUUGAGGUCAUCCUAAGCCCCUCGACCCCAGACGCUAAGGUGGAUUUUCUGUUGUCCCCAUUGAAGAAAAAGGAAACCUCACUGGAUGAGAUUAAGAGGAAACUGGAUGCUGCUGAAGAAAGACGCAGGAGCCACGAAGCUGAAGUGCUGAAACAUCUCGCCGAGAAGCGAGAGCACGAGAAGGAGGUCAUCCAGAAGGCCAUUGAGGAAAGCUGCAACUUUAGCAAGCAGGCCCAGGAGAAACUGAAUCAGAAGAUGGAGGCGAACAAAGAGAACCGCACUGCCAGGUUGGCAGCCCUCAAUGAGAAGUUUAAGGAGAAGGACAAGAAGCUUGAAGAAGUGAGAAAGAACAAGGAGGCAAUGAAAGAGCGAGAGAAUUAAUCCCCUUUCGAUCUCUAACGCAGUUUUCACACCUCCAAAGAUAAGCUGUAUUUUCAUGACUGACGUUUAAAUGCAGUUUUGUGCUCUUUUUUUGUUCGGAUUAUGCUGUUCUGAUUAAGUUGGUUAGAUUGAGUCAGGAUGCAGUCUGGCUUUCUUGCUGUAGAUUUCACUUUGGCAGCUGGUUAUAUUACCUUCUUUAAAGAAGCAUUUGCUGGUAAUAAAUUGGUCCUUCUACUUCUUAAUGUUAAUACAUCACAUGCUGUUGUAAACUCUUGCUGGCAAUGCUGGAUGUUAUUGUUGACUGUCCAGUACAGUCCCAUUGUUACACCAUUAAAGUUUUUAUCCUUUUUCAA
Messenger RNA from Haplochromis burtoni (Burton's mouthbrooder), 945 nucleotides. RefSeq names its product stathmin 1b (gene stmn1b). Gene Ontology annotation, biological process: regulation of microtubule polymerization or depolymerization; neuron projection development; microtubule depolymerization. Lineage: Eukaryota; Metazoa; Chordata; Actinopteri; Cichliformes; Cichlidae. The record is from RefSeq and is a predicted model, not a curated record. The coding region runs from base 152 to 592 and encodes 146 amino acids. Gene Ontology annotation, molecular function: tubulin binding. Gene Ontology annotation, cellular component: neuron projection; cytoplasm. The transcript has 5 exons.